Aphanomyces invadans is the source of this 1244-nucleotide messenger RNA. RefSeq names its product 3-demethylubiquinone-9 3-O-methyltransferase. Gene Ontology annotation, molecular function: 2-methoxy-6-polyprenyl-1,4-benzoquinol methyltransferase activity. The record is from RefSeq and is a predicted model, not a curated record. NCBI's taxonomy places the organism in Eukaryota, Oomycota, Saprolegniomycetes, Saprolegniales, Verrucalvaceae. The transcript is spliced from 5 exons. Bases 29 to 805 code for a protein of 258 amino acids. Gene Ontology annotation, biological process: ubiquinone biosynthetic process.
UUUCAAUGGACUUCGGGACAAUUCGAGCAUGCGGCGCUUCUUGUCCACGACGGUGAAUGCAAACGAAGUGAGCAAGUUCACUCGGGCCGCCAACGACUGGUGGAAGCCAGCUAGCAACACGGGUGUUGGUUUAUUGCACCAGCUAAAUCCGACGCGUGUGAGCUACAUCCGCAGCCACGCGAUGAAGCACUUUGGAAAGGACAUGAAACGCGAUGCCGCCUGGCCGUUGAAAGGCCUACGCACGCUUGAUGUGGGCUGCGGUGGCGGCAUUUUGUCGGAAUCGCUGGCUCGAUUGGGUGCUACCGUGACGGGUGUCGACCCUGGCCAAGCCAAUAUUGACGCAGCAAGUGCGCAUGCGGCACUGGACUACGAAACGGAAGACAUUCGGUACAUUUGCUCGACGGCAGAUGCCCUUGUGGCACAAGGCGAAACCUUCGACGUCGUGUGUGCGUUGGAAGUGGUCGAGCACGUGAACGACGUCCCUGCGUUCAUCCAGUCGUUGGCCCAGCUUGUCAAGCCGGACGGCAUGUUGUUCAUGUCGACAAUCAACCGAACGGCGCUAGCGUACCUGACCACGAUUGUCGCGGUGGAGCAAGUUUUGCAGCUUGUGCCCCAAGGUACGCACGAGUGGGCCAAGUACAUCCAGCCGCACGAACUCACGACGUGGAUUCAAGAGCAUGGCUUGCAUGUCUCGGACGUGUCAGGGAUCGUCGGUGAUCCGUACGUGCAGGGGUGGAAGCUGCACCCGACGUGUACCGAGGUCAACUACAUUCUCGCCGCGUCGCGCCAACCCGUAACUCCAUAAAGCGGUGUCAUCAAAAUUGUAUAUACAUAUAAAAGUGUAGCUGCUUCCAAAGUGGGGGCGUCCUCAGGCAGCGUCGUUGACGAGCAAGUACCCUGAGUCGUGAAGCGGGAACCUUCGGUCUUCGAUGGCGACGUAAUCACUGUGGAACGACGACGACCUCGCAGCUACCGACGCGGCCUUGGCAGCGACCUUCAUCUUGCCCCAUAGCGCACGGAGCGAUGCCUUGAUCAAGGCGUGGUGGCGCGACGUUUUGGACGCUUCCAUUGAGCCGACUUGGUCGUCGUAGGGACUUUUCCACAGUGAUCUGGGACCGAUCUCGCACGCGACGACGACGCCAGCUUGUUCUACUCUUCGACGCUCGAAAGCUUGGUAAAGUUCUACAUUUAGAUGCCCAGCUAUAUAUAUAUAUGUGUGUGUGUAUACAUGGCCCCAGUACACG